AUGGAUAACGUGCUGCAUCCUGCGAGCGGUAUUAAUGCUAUGCCGGCACCGGCGCCACCGCCUGCCGGCUUCUUUCCGCAGCACCCGCCAGUCGCCAACGCAGACUUGGGGCCCUCACCGUCUGGGCACCAGCCUCCGCCACCCGAGGUGCAGCGCUACUGGCACAGCUACCGGCUGUGGGCCACCCUGCACCCACACAUCCAGCAGGAUCAGCAGGCUGUGCUGCAGCUGCGUGCACAAGCGCAUAUCGCCAAGGUGGCGCAGCAGGAGUCCCUGCGACAGCACCUGUACCGCACCAUGUACUGGACUCUGUUCGUGGUGUGUCCGCUGCUGUCUCUCCUGUUCCUGUGGCUGGCCAUCGAUGCCGCUGCAUACGGUGCGGAACUGGAGUUAUUACCCUUCGUGAAGUAUGACGAGGCCCUGCGGGACUUCGCGGAGGCGGAGGGCCACCACCGCCACCUCAGACACGGCAAGGGCCACAACGGCGCAACUCGGAAGAAGAAAACUAUACGCAUCGACUGA
Leishmania braziliensis MHOM/BR/75/M2904 is the source of this 522-nucleotide messenger RNA. RefSeq lists its product as hypothetical. Lineage: Eukaryota; Euglenozoa; Kinetoplastea; Trypanosomatida; Trypanosomatidae. Bases 1 to 522 code for a protein of 173 amino acids. The transcript has a single exon. The record is from RefSeq and is a predicted model, not a curated record.